Labrus bergylta (ballan wrasse) is the source of this 7338-nucleotide messenger RNA. RefSeq names its product IQ motif and Sec7 domain ArfGEF 3a (gene iqsec3a). Lineage: Eukaryota; Metazoa; Chordata; Actinopteri; Labriformes; Labridae. The record is from RefSeq and is a predicted model, not a curated record. Gene Ontology annotation, molecular function: protein binding; guanyl-nucleotide exchange factor activity. Gene Ontology annotation, biological process: actin cytoskeleton organization; regulation of ARF protein signal transduction.
CCUGGCAGAGCGUAUAGAGGCGUCAGACAGCGGCCACAUCAUCCCGGUUACGCAUCUUUUCGAGGCCUCGUCGACGGUUUGCAGCGCCAGAAAACAUCCGAAGAAGGAGUCAACAAAGCCGGGCACACGGCCACAGCUACAGUCAGUGAUGGAGAGCCUGCUGGAUAACCCAAUGAAAGCCGUUCUUUACCUGAAGGAGCUCACCACCAUCGUCCAAAACCAGCAGAGCCUGAUCCAAACGCAGCGCCAACGCAUCGACGAGCUCGAGCGGAAGGUGGAGGAUCUGAUCGGAGAGAACCGGCAGCUUCGGGACCCCCAUCACUACGUCCAGCAGCCCGCUCAGCACCUCCACCACCACCACCACCCACCACCGCCACAACAACAACAACAACAACAACAACAACAUCACUCAACCCACCGCAGCGCCAGUCCCCAAGCGCCGGCCCACCUCCAUCAGCACGCGGGGAAAGCUGCAGCUCACCUCGGCCAGCAGCAGGCGCAGCAGCAGCAGCAGCAGCAGGCGCAGCAGCAGCCGCCUCCACCGCAGCAGCAUCCGCAGCAGAUUCCCGGUCUGUCCGCCCAGCCUCAGCAGCACCAGACCCCUCCUGCUCCGUCCUCUCACCACCCGCAGCAGCUGCAGCUCGUGCCCACCUCGCCGCAGUCUCCAAAAGCGAGCCAAGGAAGCCCGGACUCCGGAGAGGAGGACAAGAGGAGCCCCUGCUGCAAGUCGCUGGUUCCGCAGACUCCCACCACGCUCUGCCGCUCGGUUGGAUUGGCCAGGAAAACGGACAACCAAACAGUGCUUCACCAGUUCUGCUGCCCCGCCCCCGAAGCCCCCGAGGGGGAAACCUCGACCGCCUGUGUCCCCAGCGAUGACCCUUCUCCAGAACCAUCUUUGGGGGAUGAAGGGAAGGGUGGAGAGGGGGAGCUGCAGAGUGAGGUCGAGGCACAACCACAACCACAGCCAGAGCAACAGCCGCAAGAGACUCAACCACAGCCUCAACCGCCACGGCCAGAAAUUGAGCCACAGCCUCAGCAACAGUCUGAAACCAAACCUGAGCCACAACCUGAACCAAAAACCCAACCUGCAACUGAGCCCAAUCCAGAGCCAGAGCCAGAGACAGAGCCAGAGCCAGAGCAAGAGCCAGAGCCGGAACCAGAACCUGAACCCCAGCCAAAAGUUGAAAUUCCGAGUGAGGAAGCAGCACAGGACUCCCCUAAGUCCCCUUCACCUUGCAGAGAGGACCAGACAGUGGCGGAGCAAGAGAACCAAAAUUGGGAAGAAGUUGUGGAGUCAAAUAGAAAGCAAGAUGGAGAUGAGGCUCAGGUUGUUGCAGCACAGGAAGACGAAGAGGAGGAAGGGGGAGGAGCUAAAGGAGGUGGGGCAGGGAGGCGAGCCAGCCUGCACCACACGGCCUCGCCUUUGAGGGUGCAACGCAACGGGGCCGGCUCGCAUGCAGCCACCUCCGACUAUGAGCUCUCUCUUGACCUCAAAAAUAAGCAGAUCGAAAUGUUAGAGCACAAAUACGGUGGCCACCUCAUCUCCCGCCGUGCUGCCUGCAAGAUCCAGACUGCCUUCCGCCAGUACCAGCUCAGCAAGAACUUUGAGAAGAUCCGGAAUUCGCUGCUGGAGAGUCGUCUGCCUCGACGGAUCUCCAUGCGCAAGGUCCGUGUGCAAAACACAGAAGGUUUCUCUGCUGAACGGGCCCUGGCAGAAGGCUGCAACUUGGCAGGCAUCCCGUUGGUACGCUCACCAUCCUUGCCUGCUACAGUUGGCGGUACCCUGACCGACCUUGAAGACUCUUUCACGGAACAGGUGCAGUCACUAGCAAAGUCCAUAGAUGAUGCACUCAGUAACUGGAGCCUGAAGACCAUGUGUUCACUGCAAGAAGGUGGAACCUACCAGUUUAGUGCCGAUUCCUUUAGCACAGCAGGAGUAGGAGGUGGAGGAGAAAGUGGUGUGAGAGAGCCUACUAUUUCUCAAGGCCCAUUGGAUCCUAGUGACCUGUCAAGAAGUGCAAGCAAGUUGAUGAUGGCUUUCCGGGAUGUGACCGUGCAGAUUGACAGCCAGAAUAUCCGUGUUUCAUCCUCUGUCAUGGAAUCAACAUCUGUCACCCUUGGCAGCUGUGUCCAACAAGAAGGUGGCUACAGCACUGUCACAACUUCUUCCUCGACAACAACAAACUCAACGCCAUCCUUUAUUCCUUCUUACACCUCACAAGAACCACCACCCCCUCCUACAGAAGUCCCAGCUGAACCCAUAGAUCCCCCUCCACCCCCACAAGAACCCCCACCUCCCCCAGAAUCACAGUUUGAAGAAGAUGAGCAGGAUGUUGAAUUCCCUGCUCCUCCUCCGAGUGAAGAAGAGCUAGAGGAAGAUGUGCAACCUCCUCUAACCCCCCUUGAUAAGAUGGCUAUCCCUCAAAUUCUAGAGGAGAAUGUAAUGGCAGCACCCCCAUCCACGAAACCCUCUUAUACCCUCCAACCACAGGAGACUGUACUGCUGGGAAGCUCGCCAGUGGUAGAGCCACUGGAGGUCAAAAGGAGUGGCUCAGAGACAGCCGACAACAGCUCAGAGCAGAUGAGCAGCAGUAGCACAUCAACAGAGGCACGCUCCACAUCUGAAGCCUCGUCCAAGGAAGCACUGCAGGCCAUGAUCCUUAGCCUGCCACGCUACCACUGUGAAAACCCCGCUAGCUGUAAAUCCCCCACUCUGUCCACAGACGUCAUGCGAAAACGCCUCUACCGCAUUGGCCUCAACCUCUUCAAUGUAAACCCCGACAAGGGCCUUCAGUUCCUGAUCUCCCGAGGCUUCAUCCCAGACACACCCAUUGGCGUCGCCCACUUCCUUCUCCAGAGGAAGGGCCUGAGCCGGCAAAUGAUAGGAGAGUUCCUUGGAAACAGCAAGAAGCCCUUCAACAGAGACGUCCUCGAUUGCGUGGUGGAUGAAAUGGACUUCUCAGGUAUGGAGCUCGAUGAAGCAUUGAGGAAGUUUCAGGCUCACAUUCGUGUCCAGGGAGAAGCCCAGAAGGUGGAACGUCUUAUCGAGGCCUUCAGUCAGCGCUACUGCAUGUGUAACCCGGACAUCGUGCAGCAGUUCCACAACCCGGACACAAUCUUCAUCCUGGCCUUUGCCAUCAUUCUGCUCAACACCGACAUGUACAGUCCUAACAUCAAGCCUGACCGCAAGAUGAUGUUGGAGGACUUCAUACGCAAUCUGAGAGGUGUGGAUGACGGAGCAGAUAUCCCAAGAGACAUGGUGGUGGGAAUCUAUGAGAGAAUACAACAGAGAGAGUUGCGGUCCAACGAAGACCACGUCACCUACGUCUCAAAGGUUGAGCAAUCCAUCGUAGGCAUGAAAACGGUCCUGUCGGUCCCUCACAGAAGACUGGUGUGCUGCAGUCGACUGUUUGAGGUGACGGAUGUCAACAAGGCCCAGAAGCAGGCGGCACACCAGAGAGAAGUCUUCCUUUUCAACGAUCUCAUUGUGAUCUUGAAGCUUUGUCCAAAGAAGAAGAGUUCUGCAGCCUACAAUUUCUGCAAAGCUAUGGGCCUCCUCGGCAUGCAGUUUCACCUGUUUGAGAAUGAAUACUACCCUCACGGCAUCACCAUCCUCUCGCCCUUCGGCUCAGACAAGAAGCAGGUACUAAACUUCUGUGCUCAAAGUGCAGAGGAGCUGCUCAAGUUUUUGGAAGACCUGAAGGAGUCGAUCGCGGAGGUGUCGGAGAUGGAGCAGAUACGCAUAGAAUGGGAGCUGGAGAAGCAGCAGGGAGCCAAGACUCACUCAGUGAAGAACAACGGCACACAGCUCGAGCUGCGUGGCAAACAGGGCUCCCCUUCAGGAAACCAGGAGAUAGAUGAGAGAAGUGGACACAAUGCAGUAGAGGUGUCAAUUCACAACAGGCUUCAGACGUACCAGCUCAGCAGCAGCAGCAGCAUGGCUCCGAGUCCAGAGAGCGUGGCCCUUCUUAACCACCGGGGGGAGCUGCUUUUCCAGCAGGUGCCCCCGGGUCUGACCCAGGGGCCUCUGCUUCAGCACCCGCAGCUGCAGUCGGCGGCGAGCACCCCUUCCCACCACCUCCACCUCCACCAGCCUGCUGUCAGCAUGGCCGACCUGCAGCCCGAGACGCUCAUCCAGUGUCAGCAGAUCGUCAAGGUCAUCAUGCUCGACAACAGCGGCCACGGACACAUGGAGGCCUUCCUCAGCCACACGCCCACGCAUCACCACUACCAGCACCACCACCACCAUCACCACCAACAACAACAACAACAACAACACCACCAGCUCAGCCAGUCAGCCAUGUCCACCCCGGUCCGCUCGCCGGACUGCUCCCAUGGCAAUGACGGCCACCAGCCCCCGCUGCCUCCUCCGCCUCCGCCUUACAACCACCCACACCAGUAUAUCCCCCCCGACCCUCCUCUCAGUCUACACCGGACCCCCAGCGGCUCUCGGAGCAUGGUGUAAAUAAAUUAAUUAGUAUCUUCCCCCCCAUACACGCACACACUUCCUCACAAACCCACCACCCUCUCUACCUAUUUAAAAGUACAUAAUGUACAUAUAUACAUACAGAGCUAUAAUGAAAAAAUAAAUCUCACUUAUAUGCAUAUAUUUAAGGAAAAAAAAAAAGAAACAAGGAAAAUGAAGAUUUUAAAAGAGAUGCGGAGAAAUGAAGUGCAUAUAUAUAAAAUUUUACUUGAUUCCACAUGUAUUUUCAAAUAUUAUGUAGUUUUAACAAAUUUCUAUAACUUUUUGUCAGUUUUAACUCUUGCUAGAGAAAACACAUCAUCAGUUCCUGGAUGGAUGGAUUUUCUUGUAGUUCCAUUAAUCAACAACGACAUGCAGAGAAUUAUGUGAAUCCUACUUUCUUCUUUUCUUUUUUUUUUCGACUGUGAUGGAUGGACUCUCAAAAAAGGAACUUCUCGCCUCUUGUUUUUUGUUUUUUUUUGCGCUUUUAUCGUCCCAAACCUCAUGCCUACUGUGCUGUAUGUGCGUCUGCGUGCAUAGCUGACACUUGACUGAAAACGUGUGCCAAAAUACAUACGCCUCCACCAAGCACUGACUUCUUUGCACUUGACUUAACGCUAGGGCUAGAAGGAUUUUAAAAAGAAAAAAAAAGAAGAAAACUACCUUUUGCUUUCAGAAAAACUAGUCCUUUCACGCUUCUCCCUUAAGGAUCACAACAACAAAAAACUGAUACUUCAUUAAAACGCAUCUUCUGUUAGCACUGUUGCUGAUGAAUCCAUGUGAUGGAGAGCCGCCCCGUGGAGACUUAAAAAAAUCCUCUGAUAAGCUGUGUCUGUUUGUCAUCCUCCUCUGUAACGCUGUGGCUCUCUAUCAUCGUAAGGCACUCGCUCAAUCGUCGCUCAAUUGAUCAUCCUGCAGCAAAAGGAUGACAGGACAAAGGCAUUCAAUCACGUGGAUUGCUGCCAAGCCAAAAUGUCCAACUGGGAUCGUCCUGUUGAUUGUUGUUUGUCUUUUUCUCUUCGUCUUUAAUAUCUUAAACCAGGACUUCUUGCCACAUUUAUCUGCUGAUGGAGGGAAAGGUUGUUUUUCUUUUGUGUGUGGAAUUCUUAGAGCUGCUCUGGAACUUUUCUAAAAACAACGACAACGAUUCAGCAUCUUUGGUGUAAUCGAUUUGAACAACACGCUCUGCUGUCUGCAAAUGCUCCUUCGCUUUUACAGGAAAUUGCCAUAACAUUUCCAUGAAGAUCCUUCUGCCACAACUGUGAAAUGUCAAGAUCUGGGUUUAUUUUAAUUUUCCACCUUUUGCGCGUGUCCCGGAAAAAAAAACCAUCCAGACUUUGUGUCCUUAUGUCAGUACAACUCCCAGGUUUUGUCCUCUCCCGUCCUAACCUUUCAGUGUGACAUUUCCAGAAACUACAGAGGCACACACUCCGCUUCCAUUGCAAAUGCUGGCAUUAAUAGCAUUGUUUUGUGCUGUUGGCUUUAAAUAAGAAUGGGACAAAAAGAAUGCAUUAUCUGAUCUGGUUUUCUCUUUCAGCCCAGCCUAGAUUGUAAAUACCACAUUUCAAGCGGUGUCGAAAAAAAGGACAAGCAAGACACCUUUAGCCCCUCUCAAAAUGCUAUCGCCCCCGUCCUUCAUUCUGAAAGAGGGCAGCCUCAAUACAUCCAUCUUUAAAACAUGAGCCCCGGCAGGUAUUGUGGGAUGGAUGUGCGGUUAACUCUGCUCCCAUCUGACCCCCAUCUGUCUGAUUUGUUGUUUUAUAAUUACACAGGCUCUGUGGGAAGGUCUCUAUCUCAUCUUUCUGUCCUUUUCUACUCUUGAUAUUACCCAGCGGAGAGGGGUAAGAAAAAAAAAAACAAUCAGCACUUCUGGCUGAUGUGUGUAUGUGUGUGAGUGUGUUUGACCUUCUCACAAUAGCAUCCAAACUUUCCCAUAAACAAAUGCAACCCCCCUGUUUGUUUAAUCUGCUACAUUUUCUUCUGUCAUAUAAAGAAUCAUCACUUUCUGAAUUAAAUGACUGAGUGAAUAUUUCUCCUGGAUUUGAACAAACUUGAUUAAAAAAAAAAAAACACCAGAAAUUCUGCAGUUGUGGAUUUUGCAAAGAUGGGUGCUGAUUGUAAGAUUUAUUUUCUUUUUUCAAACAUUCAGGUAUGAUGUGUUUUUUUUUCUCUUGUGCAUGGAAUCUGUUUUCAGGCUGAUUGAACUACCCGAAUAUUUUUGUGCAUGAAUGAAUUUGCUGGGAGCAAAGAAGAUGAUGGCAGAUUUUUUUUUGUUUUUUGUUGCUAUGCUUUAGUGGAACUGAAAAAGAAAAAAAUAUUUGAGACAGCAAACUCCCCUUGAAUCUGAAUAUUUUUUUUUAGCUACAGCAGCAAAUUAUAAGUCAGAACAUCUUUGUCUCCUCUUGCCUUUCACCUCCUUUUGUUUGUGUCUGCACAGUUUCUCCUACUUGACAAUUUGUUCAAGCAUUUUUGGAAGAAAGACGUGCUGUGUGUGCAAUUAAAAGAGUCUGAGGCACACUGCAAAAUCGGUGAGUUUAUGUUUGAAAGGAAAACCAAUGUAGCAUUCUGCAGCAUUAUGAUAUGAAAGUAGCAAACUUUCGUCAAGAAAACUGAAAAAAAAAAAAAAAAAAAAGGGCUCUGCCAUACCAGUGCACUGCAUCAUGAAUGACGUGUGGAUCUUAUGUCUGGCUCUUGAUCACUGUGUUUGCUUAUACUAGUUUGAAAAUAAAAAAGUGGACAUAUAAAGGGAAAGACAGGUGGAAACUGAGUGUAACAAAUAUCAAACAUCACCUUCCUCAGCUGGCUUUGAAUCCCUCUCUACCUGUCUUUGCAGUAUUAUCAACAUGCUAUUAAAGAUGAUUUAAGUCUAUUCA